Messenger RNA from Adineta ricciae, 729 nucleotides. The record is from the annotation of a GenBank genome assembly. Lineage: Eukaryota; Metazoa; Rotifera; Eurotatoria; Adinetida; Adinetidae.
AUGAGUCUCGUACUCGCUCUCGUAUGUUUACCAUGUGCUGUCAUUCCAGCAGUGAUGUACAUCAAGAAUCUUGAUUACUAUCUUGAACCUCGGAAAAAAACUGAUAUUUCUCCUCAAGCAGUUUCCAUACUCAUUCCUGCGAGAAACGAAGCUGCUGGAAUAGCCGAUGCAGUACGAGCCGCUCUUGCCACAUGCGACAUCGAAUUCGAAGUAGUUGUCAUGAACGAUGGAUCGACCGAUGGGACCGAUCGUAUUGUACUCGAUCUCGCCGCAAAUGAUAAACGUGUUCGACUAGAAAACGCUCCAUCGCUUCCUCCUGGUUGGAACGGAAAACAGCACGCAUGCUGGUGCCUUGCUCAGACUGCUCGGAAUCCAAUUCUUUGCUUCGUCGAUGCCGAUGUUCGCUUACGGUCCGACUGUAUUAGUCGGAUGGCUGAUUUUCUCGAUGGUCAAUCACUUGUCAGCGGUUUUCCACAACAAAUCACCGAAACUUUUCUGGAAUGGAUGUUACUUCCGUUAAUACAUUUCCUCUGUCUUGGUUUUCUUCCCAUUUCUCGAAUGAGAACGACAACAGAACCUGAGACAAGUGCUGCCUGUGGCCAAUUCAUAAUGACGCGUGCAGAUGAUUAUUUUACUUGUGGUGGACAUAGCNAUAUAAUUUCAAUUUACAUGCCCAUGUUAAAUAUAAAGAUGGAUCAGUUAUAUAUGAUGAUGAGAUACUUGGAAUGA